AUAAAAUAAUCUAAUGUGCAAACUGACGUGCUUUAUAAAUGAAUCCCGGCCUAAGCUUUCUUUGUGUUUUGUAAAGCAUUUUCCUGAUUUUUUUCCUUGUUUAAACUUUCAUCUUUAGGGAAAAACAUGAAGACACUUUGGACAUUUAUGGACUGCAGUGAGUUUCUUCUUCCUCUACUCAUAGUGACUAACGGAACGUCCAGAACUUUUUGAACAUCUGCAUAAAUUUGGAUAUGGAUCGGUACACGACGCUGAUGACUCUCCUCUCAUUUGGCUGCAUCUCCGGCUCACAGUUCCCCCUGCGUCAGUACCACUAUGUUAACAUGGCUCUGAGCUGGAGUGAAGCCCAACUGUACUGCAGGGAGAAAUACACAGACCUGGCUACAUUUGACAGUCUGGAUGACUUGAACAGACUGAAAGCCGACUUUUCCUACUCCUGGGCGUGGUUUGGUCUUCAUGAUGAUCCAGCAGCUUGGGAAACAUCGAUGGGAAAUAAGAGCAACUCCUGGAGAUGGUCAGCAACAGGACAAACUAGCACAACUGGAUACCAGUCGUGGGACAGAGCCAAUCCGGAUUACCUUGAUGCAAAGGAAACAUGUGUAACAAUAAUUGGAGAGGGACUGUGGAACGAUUUGACCUGUAAUGCCUCCCACACUUUUCUUUGCUUUAAUGGUAAGAAAACUUUUGGCCGGAAGUUUUUCUGAAUACCCUUUGAACCCAAAGGUUUUUCUGAUCUUUGGUCUAAUUGAGACUAUAAGUAAAAGAUAAAGUAGCAUUGAUGCUUUAUUUGUUUCUUUACUCUGCUGGCAGCAGUUAGGCUGGGUACCUUUGGCCACAGUACCAUGUACUGACCUGCUCACAAC
This is a messenger RNA of Oryzias latipes (Japanese medaka), 863 nucleotides long. The record is from RefSeq and is a predicted model, not a curated record. NCBI's taxonomy places the organism in Eukaryota, Metazoa, Chordata, Actinopteri, Beloniformes, Adrianichthyidae.